Molecule: messenger RNA, 1257 nt
Organism: Durusdinium trenchii
Lineage: Eukaryota; Dinophyceae; Suessiales; Symbiodiniaceae
Source: the annotation of a GenBank genome assembly
AUGCCUCCGACGUCCUCCCUCUUCCAGUUCGGCUUCACCCGCCCUGGAGGUGAGACGGUGGGGCGACGGGACGAGGGAUGCGACUUGGACAAGACGAGGCAACUGCAAGCAGUGCCGGUUCGGCACCACGCGAGAGGAUUCUCCGCUCCGAGCAGUGGUCUGCCGAGUUGCUGGAGCCGCAGGUCACAACGAGGUGAGACGGCACCCGGGACGGGACGAGUGAUGCGACUUGGACGAACGAGACGAGUGAGGCCACUGCGAGGAUUCUCCGCGGCAGUUCGCAGCGACUCGGCAAGGUCUGAAGACACUGAAGCCGACAAGGGAUCCACGGAUCUGGGAGCUGUGAGGUCACUGGAACCUGCGGCCUCUCGGCAGGGACAGGCGUCCGUCCUUGGAGAUUCAAAGGGCACCGACGACCCGCGCGCUUCCGCGGCGGCGGAAGUGACAGCGGUCGUGUCUCCGACGGUGGUCACCUACAACGCCCUCCUCAAGGGCUUGGCGAAGGCCUCCUUGCCCUCAGCAGCACGCCAGCUGUUGCAGGAACUCCCCUCUCGCCGGCUGGAGCCGACAGCCAUCAGCUUCAACACCUGCUUGGACGCCUGUGGCCAGGCGGGCGAUGUGAAGGCAGCCAGAGAGGUGCUGCAGGAGAUGUCGUCCAGUGAGCUGAAGCUGGAUGUGGUCAGCUUCAACGCGGCCUUGAACGCCUGCGCCUCCGCCGGAGAGGCGGGGGCGGUGGAGGGGUUCACGGAGAUGAUGGCUGAGAGGAGUGUGGUGCCCAAUUUGGUGACCUACAACACCUUGUUGAAGCUCUACGCUUCGCUGGGCGACAGCUCCAAGGCCUUACGGCUCUUGGAGGACCCGGUGACCGUGACGGUAUCGUUUCGUGCGACGGGGCGCACCGAGGCAACAGCUCGCUUCGCCGUUGAACCGCCGUUGGGCUCGAGCCGAGCCUCCGAAAGCGCCGAGCUGGUGAUCGACGUUGACGUCGAUCACCUCUGUCCUGUCGAAGGUUACACGGUGCUCCGACCGUUGGGUCGAGGGAAGUUCUCACAAGUCAGCGAGGUCCAGCACAAGGGGAGCUCCAAACGCUUUGCCUGGAAACACGUGCAGCGCGAGCAGAACCCCCUUUGCGAGGUCGAGGUGGAGUUAUUACGCCGCAUGCAGCAUGAGCACAUCAUUGGCAUCUACGACGUCUACUCCAGCUUCGGUGUCCUCGAUAUCAUGUUGGAGCUUUGUGCCGGCUCAGGACAUAUUUGA